This is a messenger RNA of Carcharodon carcharias (great white shark), 2590 nucleotides long. RefSeq names its product zinc finger protein 239-like. The transcript is spliced from 2 exons. Gene Ontology annotation, biological process: positive regulation of reciprocal meiotic recombination. The record is from RefSeq and is a predicted model, not a curated record. Gene Ontology annotation, molecular function: recombination hotspot binding; histone H3K4 methyltransferase activity; histone H3K36 methyltransferase activity. Bases 671 to 1579 code for a protein of 302 amino acids. Gene Ontology annotation, cellular component: nucleus. Lineage: Eukaryota; Metazoa; Chordata; Chondrichthyes; Lamniformes; Lamnidae.
CGUUCUGCGGCCUGGAGCUGGAGGAGAGAUUUCUAUCCUGGACUGGCAGUGAUGGCUUUUGAAAAUUCCUUUUAGAGGGGAUUAGAAGCCGUGGGGCACGAGGUGGAAUUAUAGACAGCAAACUCUUUGUUACUUCUGAGUAUUUAUUCUGCACUGAUAUUGGUGGCCUUUGAAGCUGUUUUUCCAGGGUAUUAGAAGAGAAAGGAUUUACAGAUGGGAAACUCAAAGUAAAGAUCACAAUAAGAUCUGACAGAGUCAAUCGAUUCAUCAGAACCUGAAUAUCGUCAGCAUCUUAAUGUGGAAGGGGAUUAGAACGGGAGGAUUUACAGACAGGAAACUCAAGUCAAAUAUCACAUCAGGAUCUGACAGAGUCACUCGAUUCAUCAGGACCUGAAUAUCAUCGGUCUUUGAUUGUGAAAGGAGAAAUGUUUGUCUGUUUGGUCUGUGGGAAAAGAUUUCAAACAUCAGUGUGACUGGAAAAGCAUUGAGACACACACACGCCUGAGUGAGAGUGUUCCAGUGAACUGACUGUGGAAAGAUCUUUAACCAGUUACAGAUCCUGAAAAAACAUCACACCAUUCACAGUGGGGAGAGACUGUACACGUGUUCUGUGUGUGGAUGAGGCUUCAACUUAUCAUCCAACCUGGAGAGACACAAGGACACUCACACCAUGGAGAAACCGUGGAAAUGUGGGGACUGUGGGAAGGGAUUCAAUUACCCUUCUGAGCUGGACACUCAUCAACGCAAUCACACUGGAGAGAAACACUGUAAAUGUGGGGACUGUGGGAAGAGAUUCAAUUACCCAUCCCAGCUGGAGAUUCAUCAGCGCAGUCACACUGGGGAGAAACCAUUCACCUGCUCCAUGUGCAGGAAGGGAUUCACAGAGUUAUCCAAGCUGCACAUGCACAUGCGAGUUCACACCAGGGAGAGGCCAUUUUCCUGCUUGGUGUGUGGGAAGGAAUUUGCACAGUUAUCCACCCUGCUGACAAACCGACGUGUUCACACUGAUAAGACACCUUUUCAAUGUUCAGAAUGUGAGAAGAGUUUUAAAAGCAGAAGUGAGGUGGUGACACACCAAUGCACUCACACUGGGGAGAGGCCAUUCAUCUGUUCUCUGUGUGGGAAGGGAUUCACUCAGUCUUCCACAUUGCAGAAGCAUCAGAGAGUUCACACUGGGGAGAGGCCGUUCAUUUGCUCCGUGUGUGAGAAGGGAUUCACUCAGUCUUCCAGUCUCACGGAGCACCAGAGAGUUCACACUGGCGAGAGGCUAUUCACCUGCUCUGAGUGCCGUAAGGGAUUCACCCAUUCAUCCCACCCGCUGACACACCAGCGAGUUCAUCCUGGAGAGAAGCCAUUCACCUGUUCUGUGUGUGGGAAGGGAUUCAUUCAAAAAUUCAGCCUGCUGGGACACCAGCGACUUCAUACUGGGGAGAGACCAUUCACCUGCUCUGAGUGUGGAAAGGGAUUCACUUGGUCAUCCAACCUGGUGACUCAAGCGAAUUCACAAGUGACUGCAGAGGUUGGACUGCUGUUGUUGCUGCUGUUAAUCACAUCCAGGAUUGAACAAUGUUCAUUCUGACAGCUGGUGUUUCUUUCUGCUGAUGUUUAUAAUCCCUGUAACUGGGCUGGAGUUUAAUAUUCUGUGAAAUAAAUCAGGCCUCGCAGUAUCUGUGGACAGAGAAACAGAGUUAAUGUUUUGAGUCCAUAUAACUCUCGUCCUUCGAGGAAGAGUUACAUUGGACUCAAAACAUUCAAUCUGUUUCUCUAUCCAUAGAAGUUGACAGACCUGCUGAGUUUUUCUGGCGUUUCCUGUUUAUAUUUCAGAAUUCCAGCAUCCGCAGUUUUAAAAACAUUGUUAAUUUUUGUACUGAGUGUUUAACAUCAGCUGGCUGGAGCUCAGAAAGGACAAUCUGUGGAAGGAUCAUACGGCAGGAACAGAACUUCAGCCUGGACACAGUCCUUCAAGGUCACACCGAGAGGGACAAAUGGCACUUUGGUCUUUCUCAUCUCUCUUCACUGACCAAAGUCCCCGUGUGGGUUAAUCCUGAGGUGUGUAAGAAAUAUGUCCCAGCUGCUCAUGGUUCAGGGCUCCUAGACACGGAAUAGAAGGCUCCUUUACAACUGGGUUUAGAGUCAGGAAGAACAACAGUGAAUGCUGGAAAUGUGCUGUCAAAUCGGAGAUUGGUGUAAAACUGUGACCUGUUGCUGACAGAGAGUGAAACGGCAGGUUUAAGUUUCCAGUCUGGAAAUAAUUGUGGUAAUUAUUCUAGAAUAUUUAAUGUGACUGUCCUGAAUCUACCAUUUUGAGGCAGGUGUUACUUUGUUUUCAAGAAACCUUUUGAAAGUAAAUUGGUUAAAGUCUGCAAUUAAAUUAGGAGGAGUUCACAUGAGCCUGUUAACUGUUGCUAUAAUUAUACAACAGGCAUUUGAUCUUGAUAUAAAGAAGGGUACAGUAGCCUAAUGGUUAUCUUACUGGGUUAGUAACACAGAAGCUGACCUGAUAAUCUGGUAGGUGUCAGUUCAAAUCCCACCACAGAAGUUGGGGAAUUUAAAUUCUAUUAACUGAAUAAAAAGCUGGUAUCACAUGAAA